UUUCGUUGGACAACAACAGAGCGGGAACCGUGUUUUGGUGUUUCAUUCAUAAACAAUGUUAUGUAGCGAUAUCGGAGGAUAGUUUGAUCCCUCUGGAUUCGUUUACUCUGAAAACCUUUCCAUCUUUAAACAGAAAUAUAACAAAAAUGGACGAAAAUAAUUCCAAAUACGUUCAUAAAAGUGGUUUCAAGUUCAAACGGACUUCGAGUUUACAGAAACCGUCGUCUUCUAUCUCGUGUCUGCUAAAUCUUCCUUCUCGCGACCCAUCGACCAAUACUAGUAGUAGCUACAGCAGAGGUACAGACAUUACUACCACCAAUUCUACGCCAAAUAACGUUGUAAGUAACCAACUUUCCAAUUGUUCGGAUAGAUUUGAUACUAGCAAUGUUUGUGAUAAAAUCCAAACUCCAUUGUCAGCUUCCACCGCGACAAACACGUCGGUUCGUUCAGCUUCUUCGAUUAUUAAUUUACUACCAAAACUCAAUCGCUCGUCAACAGCACCAGCGAUGACAAAUGCAGACAAAUCGAUGGCGAUUAAGCAGCCUUUGUCGUUGGAGAGCAAACCAUCUUGCGUCAAUUCGUCCACCGUCACUUCUGCUGCUCAUGUCGGUUCGUCGUCCUUGUCAAAAGAACCGAAGCCCGUUCAAAAAACAAUGAGCAGUUUCUUGUCUAAUUUGCCGCUGGCCAAUCUGAAACCGAUUCAGGCUGUUAGCCCUCGACCAAUCAUUUCGCCACAGAGUGCGCAACCGACUUCAUCAACCAAACGAAAGCUGGGUAGCGACGAGCAAAGCAAAAACAAUGCGAAACCAAAAUCGAACAGCCUGGUUCUUCCUGACCAUCACUGUGAUAAAAAUGAGGAUGAUGAUGAUUUCGACGAUAGCUUUGCAGUUUCGCCUGUUAUCAAUAGAAAGAAGGCACCCCUUCAUGUACCCUCGCUUCCACCAAACACUACUUCAAAACCGUCUUCCAUCACUUCAUCUCCUGCAAGACCUAACUCUUCUAAAUUCUCCGCUUCAAAGAAACCAGAGACCCCAAAGACAAAAUACAGCACCAGCGUCAUCAUGGUUCCAGAUAGUGAUGUCGACGAUGAUACUGAAAUCGUGUGCAAGCCUAAGAAGCGGCGAAAGAACCGUGUUGUAUCGAGUGAUGAUGAUGAAGUUGAUGGUGGCGGUGAUAAACGAAAUGAAGGAGACCCAAAAAUAUCCAGUUUUGAUUCACCUGUGAAAACUCCAUUGGCCUCUCGAAUGAAGAAAACCCCUCGUUCCCCUGUUGCUAGCGAAUCAACUGCUUCCUCUUCACAGUCAUCGAAUCUUAAACAACAACUUGAUGACGUCACAGCAAACCCACUGCUGCAAAAGGAAUCAUUGACCAAAGAAGACAUCAACAAUCUCAGAAUCCUGUUGUUCAUGACGAUGGAUGAAGUUUGUGAUAUUAUCAGUAAAAUCCCUUCAGCUGAUCUUAUCAAUGUUGCGUUCAAAGAUUACAAGCGUUUGCAGCAUCUGCUUCUCACGCGGAAACUACUCAAAGACAAGACUAAGCCAGCCAAAACACUAUCUCCAAAGAAAAAUAAGAAUGAGCCAGAUGUUAACAAGACUACACCAUCAAAUAAAACAUCCCUUGUGAAACGUCUCUUGACUUCCAAGGUAAGCUCACCAUUGUCUGUGCCUUCGAAAGCAAAAGUAAUCAAUUCUCAUAUUCCGUGCGGGGACAGUUUCUUUGAUGAAAAUCCCAGCCAUUCCACUCCUGUGCCAAAUUCACUUGAUAGAAACAUGAAAAACUCUACUUCAAUGUCUCCUUCUGUGUCGAAAUUUAAUGAGUCUCAUGAUGUUGUCAAUAAUAAUAACAACAACGAAAUCAGCAUUAAUGAUGACUCUUUUAGUCAUGAAGACGGUUUCUCGGAUGUUGAUGCUGAUGAUCUUAUAGCAUCUGUUGAUGAAGAGUCGAAUUUCCAGUUUGGUUACAAACUCUCAGACAGCAGCUCCAAAAGUAAACCUGACAACCAUUCCGUUUCAGCUGUUCAAAACUCGUUUCAGAGAAGGUCAAGUUCCGAUAAUUUUUCUUUACCAGAAACAUCAAACUUUGAUAACGACAGAAUCACUAGUUCGGGAAUGCUAUCUCCAGUUCGCAAUAGGGAGAACCAAAAACUCAGUGAUAUUCUUAAAAAGAGUCCCCCUCCAAGCCCUGUUUUUAAAUCGGCCCUCUCCCAAAGUGAACCCAUGAAAUCUGCAUCUGACGAUGAGGAAAUUUACGGCAAAUCAUCAGAAUUCGAUGGUUUCCAUUUCCCACACAGUGACGACAUGUUGACGAUGUUUCGACAAGUGUUUGGCUUGAAGAAAUUCCGAGGUUCUCAGUUGCAAGCCAUCAAUGCAUCCUUACUUAAUCACGAUUGUUUCAUUUUAAUGCCAACAGGUGGCGGUAAGAGUCUCUGUUACCAGCUGCCAGCACUGAUUAGUAACGGAGUUAGCAUUGUGAUAUCGCCUUUGCGAGCCCUGAUAAUGGAUCAAGUUGAGCGGCUUUUAUCGUUAGACAUUCCAGCUGCAUCAUUAUCUGGUGAUGUAAGCUUGAAAGACUCUGAUUCUGUAUAUAUGCAGCUAUCCAUGAAAGAACCACCUCUAAAACUUGUAUAUGUCACACCAGAGAAAAUCUCCAGCAGCACCAAGUUAAUGACGUUGUUUGAAAACCUUAACGCUCGUGGCUUACUCAGUCGAUUCGUUGUCGACGAAGCACAUUGCGUCAGCCAGUGGGGGCAUGAUUUUCGACCUGAUUACAAACGCUUGUAUAUGCUCAGAGACAAAUUUCCGCAUGUCCCCAUGAUGGCUCUGACAGCCACAGCCACUCUUCGCGUCCGAAAAGAUAUUAUACACCAACUCCACAUGAAGUCUCCAAAGUGGUUUGUGAAAAGCUUCAACCGACCCAAUUUGAAGUUUAGCCUUGCAGAGAAGAAACCCAAAUCCACAACUGAUGAAAUUGCUGAAUUAAUUAAAUCCAAGUUUAGAAACCAGAGUGGCAUCGUGUACUGCUUGUCUCGCAAAGAGUGUGAUGAAGUAGCGAAGAAUUUGAGCAAGAGAGGAAUAAAAGCCAUUGCUUACCAUGCUGGUCUUUUGGACAGCCAGAGGGCUCAGACUCAGGAAGGUUGGUUGAAUGAUAUUUGGAAAGUCAUUUGUGCAACCAUUGCAUUUGGAAUGGGUAUAGACAAGCCUGAUGUGCGUUUUGUCAUUCAUUUCUCAAUGCCAAAGUCUGUCGAAGGAUAUUAUCAAGAAUCUGGCCGAGCAGGGCGUGAUGGCCUUUUGGCGUCUUGCACGCUCUUCUACAAUUAUCAGGAUGUGAAACGAUUGCGUCGGAUGAUCGACCUGGACAGGAACUGUACAUACGAAUCCAAGAAAGUUCACAUAGACAACCUCUACCAAAUGGUGCGCUAUUGUGAGAACAAGGCAGACUGUCGGAGAGGUCAGUUGCUGCAGUAUUUCGGUGAAUAUAAUUUCAACACUGAGAUAUGUAAUGAAUUUCCUGGAGCUAUUUGUGAUAACUGUUCAUCGAAAACUACUUUCCAUGUUCGUGAUGUCACUGACGACGUGAAAGAGAUCAUACGCUUUGUCAAGGACAUGUGCCAUGACCGUAAAUUAAAUUGUACUCUUAUUUACCUGACAGAUGUGUUUCGAGGUUCUCGUAAUAAGGGUGUCUUAAAUCUGGGCCAUGAUGAGCAUUCCUUACAUGGAAGAGGCCAAAGCUACUUGUCACAAGAUGCCACCAGGUUACUACGUAAACUAGUUAUUGACACAAUCCUCAGAGAAGAACUGACAGUCACAGCAAUGGACCACACUGUGUGUUACGUCAAACUUGGAGCACGGGCUAAAGAGGUGAUGAUGAACAAAUUGAAAAUAAACCUACCUGUGCAUAGUGGCAAGAAGACUGUCGUCACCGAUGUCGACACCGAGGUUGUAACAGACAAGAAGAAACUUUUGGAUGAUUGCUACCAAGAGUUGCUGGAAUUAGCCAAACAAAUUGCUCAAGAGAGACACAUCCACAACUACGCAUCUGUGUUUCCCAAUCCGAUGCUACUCUCCAUGGCUACCGAAGUCCCGCUAACUAUUGAUGAGAUGCAGGAGAAGAUCGACGGCCUCACUAUGCAGAAGAUUGCCAAGUACAAUGCUGAACGCUUCCUUGAGAUUACCAACAAGUACUGCAUGCUUUAUUCCAAUCUCAACACCCACAGUUCCUCAGUGCAGUCGGUGGAUUUCAGCGACGAGUGGGAGUCCCCGUAUUUCGCUUGGAAUUCUUCAAAUACUUUCUCAGCCAACAGCAUCAAAAGGAAACAACCAGUUCGUCGAAAGGGCACCUACAAGAGAAAGAAGGGGAGAAAAACUACAAAGAGAUCUUCACCUUUAAAACGAAGCACAGCAUUCAAGGCUGCUUCCACUACAGCGAAGAAUUCUUUAAAGAAAUUUCAAUAUUCACAAAUGAACAAAAGUUCGAAAUCAGCAAGCUCGAGUAAGCUUGGUUAUAUGCCAGUACCAAAAUUGAAGAGCUCGUUCCUCUCAUAAACCUUACAAUCUCACCACCCUGCAUCUCGUCCCUCCCACAAAUACUGUAUUUGAUGGAUUUGAUGACACCCGUUUAUUUGAUGCACCUAUUCAGAAAAAGACCCUGGGUGAUUUUAGGAGACAUUUUUUUGGAAAGAAGUGCAUCUUAUGUGCUUUCAAAUAUGGUAAUUGGAGAAAAUCUGCAACUGAAAAUAGCUUUGUGAAAAGUAUUUUGAGAACAGCUGUCGUUUAUUUAGCUUUGUUGCCAAAUAUAUAUAACAAUAUUACGGAUGAGACAUUAACAAUGUUAUAACAUAUAUCAGUUUCUUUUCUUUUUUUUUUUUGUGGUUAGUUAAAGAAAAGAAAAUUGAAAAGUAAAUCUCAAUCUUUGACCAAAAUAUUAAUUACACACCUGUUUUCAAGGUACCAUUUACAAGUCAGUGAAGGCACAUGGCUGAGUGGUUACGGUUUUUUAGUCACAAUUGUGAGAUUGUGGUUUCAAUUCCCAGACUGGAUGGUAUGUUGUGUUCUUGAGCAAAAACCCUUCAUUUCACACUGCCCCAGUCCAUUCAGCUGUAAAUGGAUCACCCUGCCACAGACUGGUGUCCACUUCAGGGCAGAAUACUCUGAUCCCGGUUGUUUAUAUAAACUGGGUGACCAUCCCUAUGAGUCCCAGGACUUGCGGCAACAAUAUCCAAAGGAUGAUGAUGAUGAUGGUUUAAAAGUCAUCCUUCCAAUUGGUGAUGAGAUAUUUCAGUUGCACAACAGAUGACUCUUGUAUUUUAUAGUUGACUUUUGUUUCUUCAUGAGACUCUUGACUCUCAGAAAGACUUGGAAUUUAAAAAAAAAAAAAAGACUCAACAUCUGUGAUUCUAAACACUCCAAUUGGAUUUUUUGUUUUUGUUCUAUUUUUUCUGCCAUUAAAAAAAAAAAGGAAGUGAAGCUAUAUUUAAAAACAAUGUUAUUCUCAGUCUUGAAGCCAUGGCUUGGCAGUCCCAACAUUCUUGAAUACUCAAAGACAUCCAGAAGAUUCUUCAAACUGUUUGAGUUGUUUUAAACCUUAACAUCUUUGAUUGCAGUGAAAGAACAUCAGUUUGUGAAUUCCAUUCUUGAAACGGGCAGUUGAUUGCGUCCUUGAGCAAGGCACUUCAUUUCAUGUUAGCUGAAAAUGCGUGCCUGGAGGAGCUGGGAGUUACCCUGUGGUGGGUUAGCUUCCUAUUCAGGGGAAUUGUCAGCUACUCUUAGUCGCCUAACAGCUUUAGAAAUUUGGAUAAGCCAUUAAGCCUCAUGGGACGAUAAGCUCAAAUGGAAGGCAUUAACCUUUGUUAACGAACAAAGUCUGUGUGUGUAUGAACAAAAAUGUUUGCAUACACACACUUGUGUGUAUGUAAAUGGAAUUAUUUCUGCAUGUGUGUGUGUGUGUGUAAAUAUAUGUAUGUUUAUAUGUGUUCAUGAUUGUAUGUAUGUUUGUGUAAAAUUGCAUCAGUAAUAAUUGUAUAUUUUGAUUAAUUUUCCUGUACUUAUAAUUGACUACUUUAUGUCUUACAUGUAAUUAUUUCAUGUUGAAUGUCCUUCAUUCUUCUUUUUUUUUUUUUUUUUUUU
Molecule: messenger RNA, 6122 nt
Organism: Octopus bimaculoides (California two-spot octopus)
Lineage: Eukaryota; Metazoa; Mollusca; Cephalopoda; Octopoda; Octopodidae
Biological process (GO): double-strand break repair via homologous recombination; DNA replication
Cellular component (GO): cytoplasm; chromosome; nucleus
Molecular function (GO): 3'-5' DNA helicase activity; four-way junction helicase activity; nucleic acid binding
Source: RefSeq, a predicted model, not a curated record